GUUGAGCUGGCUCGCUAAUCUCAUUAUCGAGCUAACUCAUGAACUCCAAACGAACCGGCUCAUAAUUUAAACUCCACAAGCCACCAAAUAAAACUUGUAAAGUUUAAUUCAAUCUCCGCUCCUUAAUAAACAGACCAAUUAUCCAACGAAUUUUCGAACACUAGCUCAUUUAAUCUGCACAAGUUGGAUCAUGUAGGCGGACUGGCGGGCUUAAUCGUUUGAGCUGAGUUAGCCCAUUGGGUUCGUAAGCAAGACUCUUAUCAAGUUCAGAAGCUUCAGCCCGAGCCCAUUCAUCAACAGCGAAAGAAUAAACGACGUCGCCCUGAAAUGGAUCAAUGAAAAAUUCGACUGGUCAGGACUCAGGACCGUGGCCAUCUCUGCUCGUGAAACCACAGAUCGAUCUCAACUCCUGUCCUCCUCCUCUUCCUUCUUCUUCUAUUUCCCCGACGAUGAUGGAUUCUCGCGUUCUUGUUGCCCUGCUUCUCGUCUCUUCCUUACUCUGCACAUCUGCCAAGGCGGAAAGCAGCGGGACGGUUCUCUUCAUCGACGGCCAGCAACACCAAUACCUUCGUUCUCCAUCCACCAAUGAUGGCGUCCAGUCCCAGUCAAUGUCGAUUCCGGAAGUUGCUGAUGCUGUGUCUGUUCUGCUUGGUUUUGCGCCAUCCGCUACACUUUCAGCAGCUGGUUCAGCGAAGUUGAAUGGGGUUCUCAGUCCCAAUAUAUUUGAUAGGCCUCGUGCUGUCUUCAUGUUGGAAGUUAGUGGAAGCAAAGGUAUCUCAGCUAUGGAUAAGUACAGCCAUGCUUUGCGGCGAAAUACCGUUCUGGGUUCAGACAAAGCUCAAAUUGAACUUCCAGGUGGAGAAGUCUCUGUGGUUCAUUUGGAUGAAGGAUUAACAGAUUUCACGGAGAAGGAAAUAAGUGAUCUUGCAUCUUUCGUGGGUGGAUCAUAUGUUACUGACGCUUCACAACCAAUGAAUGGAGACAUUACAGGCAUAGCUUUGGCCAGUGGAACCAUGAAUCUUCACAUGUCAAAGGAAGCGGACAGGAAAUAUGUUGAGAGUCUAUUGGCUCUGAUGCGAAAUAGCAAAAGGGCAAGAUUGAUGCAUGAAGAUCUAUCACAAGGAACCCGAAGGCCAGCAGAGCUAAUAAUUGGAAGCUUUGAUGGCAUUAAGGCUUUGCGAGAGCAAUAUGGAACAGAAAGCAUAGUACAGCAAGGGGAGGAGCUAUUACUUAGCAUGCUGUCUAUAGUUCUUGAUUCCUUGCAAGCAGCAUACAAAGGUCAACUUGUUGCGGUUGUUUCCUUCGAGCCAGAAUCGGAAACAAAGUUGGAUGUGGUGCUGACUGAUUAUCCAUCUGCUCGUUUGCUGGUUGAAACCAAUGUAUCCCCUGUAUUCAAUACCACCAUUUUGGAAGUGGCCCUGGUCAGAACGACCCUGGCUUGGUUGACAGGAAUCAUUCUUCUCGUUUCUACUCUUAUCGGGGUCUGCAUGCUUUUCAACAUGCCACUGACGAAGGACACCCUUCUAUAUUCCAAUGUCAAGCUCGACUAAGUUGGAACGACCAGACGCGUGGUCUGUGCAGGACGUAAUAGGGGGCCAGUCUAUUGCGGAGCAGGUUCACUAGUAGAUUGUUUAGUUAUCAGUGGUUAUCUACGGUUUCUGUUAAACCCAUACCAACCACAUACCUUGAUUGUUGAUCAUAUUGAAUGUAAUCAACGAAGCUGAAAGCUGCUGCUAUGUUGGGGAGUAGGGUCCUGCACAUGCUGGCCGAUUUGGAGUUCUCUGUAUUCUGUAAUCCUAAACAAUAAAAAUAGACAUGAGCUGAAAGUUGUAUUCAGGAUUGUUGUGCGCUGUUGAAUAAGUCGAUAUCUUGUUUAAGCUCAAGUCCAUUUAAUGUGUUUGUCAUAUUUGUGAUUUUGUAGCAUUACUGAGAACUGUGAAGUUUUUUUUUACUGUGUAAUAAUAUUCUUCUACAGUUUUGGAUGGGGUAAAUUACUAGAUUGGUCACUGAGAUUGUAAAAAACGUUCACGUUUGGUCACUAAAAAUAUUUAAUUCCAUUUGUGGUCACUAAAAUUAGUUAAGUAUUUCAAGUUUGGUCACUCUCCGUCCAAUUUCGUUAAGUUUUGCUUAUGUGACAGUCAACUCUUAUAGUUGACCGUUAAAUGUGUGACAUGGCAAUAAAUAAAUAAAAUGUAAUUCUUUAUAUUAAAAAGAUAAAAUUUAAUUAAUUAUAUUUCCCUCGGAUUCACCUCUCUCUCUCCUCUCUGCACGCGAUCUAUCGUUCACUCUUUUGCCGACGAAAUAGCCGCUGACUCUUCCGAAUCCGUAGUCGUCGUCCCAUAGUUACAUACUAGCCUAUUACCCGGCCUGUUGGCCGGAUUAGUGUAUGUUACCCACUUGUGGAAUAGGAGAAAAAGCAAGUGAGAGUAGAAGGAAUUGGGAUUCCACUUGCUUAGGACCGACCCACUAAUCCGAUUCUUCCCGACCCGCCCCAACCUAAAGGGUCAGAAAGAGUCAAUAAGAAAAUACGAACGGAGAGGAUUAGUCAUAUAUCUUGAAUCUUCAUAAGUCGGUCAAACAGGAUCAAGGUUGGGUGAGGGGAAUUUUUAGCGCUAAGCAGAGUUCUGGUUGAAUAACUUUACUUAGGCCUAGAAAUUGGUGCUGAUGCAGACUGCAGUUUUUAUUAUACCAUCAUCAAUCAUCAUUGAAUUAGUCCUGGGCAUCCCUCCCCGUUGUCGGUCUGAAUUCUAAUGAUGGCUUCGUUCCUUGCACCAGCCAUAUCGGCGAGUUGUCAUCUCGAGCAUGAUUUGCCUAUGUACAAAUGAUACAAUUAGAGUAUGAAACUGAAUUCAAAGAAAGGAAAAGAGAAUUCUAUCACAUGACAAUAAAUACACGCAUAAUAGUGAAGCUAAGUGAAAGUCAUUACUCGCAAAAUCAAUUCUCAAAAAUUACAGACUAAACAAUGGCUAGAAUGGCACUGAAACUACCAAGAAUCAUGGACGAAACAACUUGUCAAAUUAAAUAAUCCUUAUACUCAAAACUACCUUCUAACUUGAAAUAGGACAUGAUCACAGUUCAUAGCUCUCUUCUCACUAUGAAUUGGUUGCAACUCGUCCUUAUCACUGCCUCCCAAGCUCAAUUCCAACAGAAUAGAGACAGUUAUGUAAGAUAACCAUAUCCUUACUGAUCAUAAUUCCUUUCUUCACUCCAUUUUUGUCAGAGAAAAGAGUUAACCCCCUCUCCUGCAUUUCCCUUUCCCCCUCUCUUCUCCCUCUUCUUCACAAACCGAUCCCUAAACCAGCAACAACAACACAAAAAUAGCCUUCGCCUCUGCCAUCUCCAUCUACUGAACGCGUUGGUGGCAAGACAGGACUGCAGAAGCAAAAUUUUCUAAAAUCAAACUAAUUUUUUUGAAGGAGACCUAACCACGAAAAAAGAGUAAAGCAACAAUGCUAAUAGUUCAGAUGGUUGGUUUUGAUGUUAUACAUUGCUUUUGUUCUGGUCUCCAGUAUAUCAACUGCACGAUUUAGAAGCAAGUCCUCCUGUUUGUGUCAAACGAAAACAUUCAUGGGUUCUUAACUCCCCUGUUAGUGUAAAAGCAGCAGCAGCGGCAAAGAAGUUUGACAACACAGCAAGCACCCAGGCAAAAUGAUACAAUGCAGUAGGUGAUAUGUGUCUCGAAGGUUUUGAGUUACUAAAGUUCAUGUUAAAAAUAAACAUGAAUUAAAAUGGAUUAUUCUAUUAAGCAAACAUCCCCUCUAAUCAUACAAAGAUCAUAUAUCCAAUUCACAAACAAUUAAGCCAUAAAAAAUAUCAUACAUCCACCACCUUUGAUUGCCUAAAUUUGGUUUUUCGCAAAGUUAUGGACUCUUAAGGGUAACGUUCAUGGGUAGUCCGUUUCAUAACUCUAGAGAGCACAGUAAGUAGCCACCAGCCAGACACAGUGCGGUAGGCGAAUAUGAUUCUCAAUUCACAAUUUCUCACCACCGGAAGUAAGAACAGACCAUAAUAAGCGUAACAUUCAUGGGUGGUCUGUUUCAUAGCACUACCACACAAUUUGUUAAAAAAGAAAGAAAGGUAUUUAGCACCACGGUGGAACAACUUUUACAGGCCAACAACGACAACAUGCUGCAACCACCAGAACUGGUAUCACAACUCAUAGGGAAAAUCAAAAGAGCAAUCGUCAAGCACAUACACCAUCACAAAAGUCACGGAACCUGAUUCACGAAGCAUUCAAACAUUUGAGGACAUUUCUGCAAAGGUACAACUUAUAUGUCUUUUUUCCAAGCCAUUUCCAUCAACGUGCUAAUAAAUUUGCAAUGCAUAAAACAAACGGGCCAAAACUUGAAAUUCAGCCUGUUCGAUCGACCCAUGCCAAAUUCUAAUUAUUCUUUACUUUUAAACUUUCUAUUUGAAAAUAAAAAAAAAUAGUGAAAGAAAAGAGAUGACUACAAUUCGCCAUUUGCACAUCACUUAAUCGAGAUUAAAACCAUGGAAAUUCAAAAGGAACUGAAAAUUUUUAGGAUCGUUAUAAUGUUUAAAAUAACCAAAUAGAUCGUUAUGUUUAGUUUUUUACUAACAAAUACCAAACGAUUCCCUAUAAAAUACACUAUAAUUUGAUCA
Molecule: messenger RNA, 4623 nt
Organism: Linum trigynum
Lineage: Eukaryota; Viridiplantae; Streptophyta; Magnoliopsida; Malpighiales; Linaceae
Source: the annotation of a GenBank genome assembly